UUGACAGCCCGCAAGUUUAAUCAGUGCCCCCAGCUCCUCUAGUUGCCUGCCACAGUACUGAGUUGUUGCAGCCAUGGCUCUUUUGAAAUCAUGCAAGAUUAUCUCCGCUGUUGCGGGUCAUAGUCCUGUUCUUGGAGUGUUUCCUAUUCGUGCAAGCUCAUGGUGGUCAGAGGUGCAGAUGGGCCCCCCUGACCCCAUUCUUGGGGUCACUGAGGCCUUCAGGCGCGACACCAACCCCAAGAAGAUGAACCUGGGUGUGGGAGCUUACCGUGAUGACCAGGGCAAGCCCUAUGUCCUCAGCUGUGUCCGUAAGGCUGAGGCACAGAUUGCUACGAAGAAGAUGGACAAAGAAUACCUGCCCAUCGGUGGUUUCGGCGAUUUCAACAAGGCCUGUGCCCAACUCGCUCUUGGCUCUGACAAUGAGGUCCUCAAGAGUAACAGGAGCAUCACUGUCCAGACCAUCUCAGGAACUGGAUCCCUGAGAAUCGGUGCUAACUUCCUGUCUCGCUUCCAUACCUCAGUCCGUGACGUGUACCUGCCCAAGCCCUCUUGGGGAAACCACACCCCCAUCUUCAGGGAUGCUGGAAUGCAGCUGAAGGCCUACCGUUACUACGACCCAAGCACCUGUGGGUUUGACUCCAAGGGAGCCCUGGAUGACAUCUCUAAAAUCCCAGAAAAGAGUGUGAUCCUUCUCCAUGCCUGCGCACACAACCCUACUGGUGUGGACCCAAGGCCUGAGCAGUGGAAGGAGAUGUCUGCACUGAUUAAGAAAAGGAACCUGCUGGUGUUCUUUGACAUGGCCUACCAGGGCUUCGCCAGUGGAGACAUUGACCGUGAUGCUUGGGCUGUUCGUCACUUCAUUGAGCAGGGCCACAACAUUGUGCUCUCUCAGUCCUUUGCUAAGAACAUGGGGUUGUAUGGUGAGCGUGUCGGAGGCUUCACCGUGGUGUGCAAGGAUGCUGAUGAGGCCAAGCGUGUGGAGUCCCAGCUCAAGAUCCUCAUCAGGCCCAUCUACUCCAACCCCCCCAUGAACGGAGCCCGCAUUGCCGCCACCAUCCUCAACACACCGGAGCUCAACAAGGAGUGGCUGGAGGAGGUCAAGGGCAUGGCCAACCGCAUCAUUAAGAUGAGGGAGCAGCUGGUGGCCAAUCUGAAGAAGGAAGGCUCCUCCCACAACUGGCAGCACGUUAUUGACCAGAUUGGCAUGUUCUGUUUCACCGGACUCAAACCAGAGCAAGUGGAGCGCCUGACUAAAGAAUUCUCCAUCUACAUGACCAAGGAUGGGCGCAUCUCCAUGGCCGGAGUGACCUCCGGAAAUGUGGGCUACCUGGCACAGGGCAUCCAUGCCGUCACCAAGUGAGGAGUCGAGCCACGGCUGUAGCUGCCUCAUGGGAGACGGGAGGCUGUAGAGUUUGAACAGGAGAGAGCGAGAGAAAGAAAAAAUGUAAUUUAAAAGCCUUUAUAUUUAAAUCAGUUCUGUCUCCUCACACACAUCUUUCCUUAGGAGGUUUUGAAAUAGUUUAAAAUUGUAGAUUUCAUUUGAGUUUUAAUUGAUUGGCAUUUUUGUCAUUUGUCAGUGACCUACAGUAGGUUUUAAUAUGGGAUUGCACUGAAACCUCCAAAGGCUUCUUGUUGACAGCACUUGACAGACUAUUUUAAAGCAGAGGGCUCGCAACUGUUUUAUUGAUUAUGCAUUUUUCCAAAAGGAUAUUAACAAGCACAAUGAGUCAAUUAGCAAAUGGUCAGAUUGUAUUCUGACUCCCUGUCUUUGGAGUAAUUAUGAUUUAAUUAUGUUGAACAUUUGUUACCAAAAAUUAUAUACAUUCAGUUACAAAGAAUAUAUUUAAAAUAUUUAUUAAGUGGUUUGCAAAACCAAACCAUCGAUUUGAAUUUCAAGAAGUAAUCCGUAAACACCUCCAAAAUGUAUCUGACUCUUACUACUGUAAAUGUGUAUGACUGGUUCUUGCCCUCUCGAUUCUAGAACUGAAUACUAGAGAACAGUUUGAAACACAGGCCUAAGACCAAUAGUAGCGUACUCUGCCUUUCCCAGUGACAAACUAUAAAUGGGACAUUGAUGCAAUGCCACUGGAGUCAUGACACUCCUUAAUAACAAGAGGACACAGCGCGCUCUAUGAAUUCACUGACUGUGAUGACAGAAUGGCCACAAUGUGUGCUUCAAAGCUUUUCCUUUCGUAUGUUUUGUUACUUAUGAGCGCUGGCUGUAUGUGGUGGUGUCUGUGGCAGAACACACCAAAGACUUAACGAACAAGAGCAGAGCAAACAUUUCAAAAGGGCCCCAGAACCCAGCUGUUACAUACGGAUACUUCACACUUAACUUCAAGGUGAAGUUAAGAAUUCACUAUAGAAAUCGGUGUAAAAUCUCUGCAUGACUUUGACCCAGGUCUGAUGGGUGAAUGUCUCCUCAUUAUGUGGAAAAAUGGGCAUAGUGUGAAUGGGAAAGUGGUACACAUUUCAAUCAGUAUGUUAGAGACCAUCAUGGUGUCACUCUUUUCUGUUUUCUGUGUUUUCAGACUUUAAGAUGUGAACAUUUCUCAUCAGGGUUCUGAGAGAGCAACAGUUAGUAUUUGAUUGUGCUGCAUCUUUAGUUCACUGUUACUUUACUGCUGUCCAGUUUUUUCUUAAUUUUUGCACUAGAUUGGAAGGGGUUGCUUUUGCACUGUUGAUGAGAUGGGACCUGGGACAUUUACUACUGUAGAUGAGCUUCAACAUUUUUCCACAUGCUGCUUAUCUUAAUAUAGAAGUAAAAAAUCGAAUCAUAUAAAUGGUCCAUUAUCCACAUGUACAAAAUACUGAGGGAAAAAACCCUCUCAAAACUAAUCUUCAAUAAACCUUUGCUUGACUCAGAAAAAACAUACAAAGUGUAUAUUACCACCACCAGUAAAAUUCUGUUCAAUGUGUGAAAGAUGUCAAAAAUACUGUAAACAUAAAGUAUGAAUAAAAUUAUAAUAUUAUAUA
This is a messenger RNA of Alosa sapidissima (American shad), 2976 nucleotides long. It is a transcript of the gene got2a, whose product is annotated as glutamic-oxaloacetic transaminase 2a, mitochondrial. The coding region runs from base 74 to 1360 and encodes 428 amino acids. Lineage: Eukaryota; Metazoa; Chordata; Actinopteri; Clupeiformes; Clupeidae. The transcript is spliced from 10 exons. Gene Ontology annotation, molecular function: pyridoxal phosphate binding; L-aspartate:2-oxoglutarate transaminase activity. The record is from RefSeq and is a predicted model, not a curated record. Gene Ontology annotation, biological process: L-aspartate catabolic process; biosynthetic process. Gene Ontology annotation, cellular component: mitochondrion.